Molecule: messenger RNA, 1086 nt
Organism: Pseudozyma flocculosa PF-1
Lineage: Eukaryota; Fungi; Basidiomycota; Ustilaginomycetes; Ustilaginales; Ustilaginaceae
Exons: 5
Coding region: 1-1086 (361 amino acids)
Cellular component (GO): cytosol
Molecular function (GO): oxidoreductase activity, acting on the CH-OH group of donors, NAD or NADP as acceptor; formate dehydrogenase (NAD+) activity; NAD binding
Source: RefSeq, a predicted model, not a curated record
AUGACCAAGAUUGUCGCUGUCCUUUACUCUGGCGGCAAGCACGCCCAGGAGGAGCCCCGCCUGCUCGGCACCGUCGAGAACAAGCUCGGCAUCGCAGACUGGCUCAAGGAGCAGGGCCACGAGCUCGUCGUCACCGACGACAAGGAGGGCGCCGGCUCCGCCUUCCGCCAGCACGUCAAGGACGCCGAGAUUGUCAUCACCACGCCCUUCCACCCGGGCUACCUCACAAAGGAGGUCCUCGACGAGGCAAAGAACCUCAAGUGCUGCAUCACCGCCGGCGUCGGCUCCGACCACGUCGACCUCGACGUCGCCAACCAGCGCGGCAUCUCGGUCUACGAGGUCACCGGAUCCAACGUCGUCAGCGUCGCAGAGCACGUCGUCAUGACCAUCCUCAACCUCGUCCGCAACUUUGUCCCCGCCAACCAGCAGUACCUCGGCGGCGGAUGGAACGUCUCCGAGGUCGCCCGCGACACCUACGACCUCGAGGGCAAGGUGGUCGGCACCCUCGGCUCCGGACGCAUCGGCUCGCGUGUCCUCCAGCGCCUCAAGCCCUUUGACUGCGCCAAGCUGACUUACUACGACUACCAGCGCAACGAGGCCCUCGAGCGCGACACGGGCGCCGAGCGCCGCGAGGACCUCAAGCAGUUCCUCUCGGAGCUCGACGUCCUCACCAUCAACUGCCCCCUCUACCCCGAGACCAAGGGCCUCAUCAACGCAGAGAAGCUCUCCUGGCUCAAGAAGGGCGCCUGGAUCGUCAACACCGCCCGCGGCGCCAUCGUCGACGCCCAGGCCGUCAAGGACGCCCUCGCCAGCGGCCACAUCCGCGGUUACGGCGGUGACGUCUCCAGCAUCCAGCCCGCCCCCAAGGACCACCCAUUUAGGACGGCUUUUUACAAGUCUCAGGCGCCCAACGGCAAUGCGAUGACUCCGCAUGUUUCCGGAACCUCCAUCGACGCCCAGGCCCGCUACGCCGCCGGUACCAAGGAGAUCCUGCGCCGCUACUUUGCCGGCGAGAAGCAGGAGCCCGCCAACGUCAUCGUCGAGGGCGGCGCAUAUGCUACCAAGGCCUACGGGCAGCGCAAGUAG